Messenger RNA from Paramecium tetraurelia, 957 nucleotides. RefSeq lists its product as uncharacterized. Lineage: Eukaryota; Ciliophora; Oligohymenophorea; Peniculida; Parameciidae. The transcript has 3 exons. The record is from RefSeq and is a predicted model, not a curated record. Gene Ontology annotation, molecular function: RNA binding.
AUGAAUGUAAUUUGUGUUAUUAUUUCUUUAAAACCUACAUUGUUGUAAUAUUUUAAUCAUUAAUCCUCAUAUUAAUAACCCAAUCAACAAAUGGUUACUUUUCUUAAUCAAACUUUGGGAUUAAUUGAAAUACCCAAAUAAUUUACAUAUAUAUAUUAAUAUUUAUUAUUAUUGACUAAUGUCCAAAUCAUCUAAGUCCAGUCGGAGCAGUCCAUCCAAGAGUUAACAUCAGAGCCCAAGUCCAAAAUCGAAAUCAAAUUCACAUCCAAAUUAAGGUUAAUCACACAUCAUAUAUCAACAUUCAAAAUACCUCACUAUCAACUACUUCAACAUUAUCAACAUCUAGAAAAAUUAUGCCUCCAUGUCUCCAAUCUGUCCAAGAGAGUUACCGAUGCCGAGUUGAAGGAAACCUUCGAGAAGUAUGGCCAAAUUGAAUAUGCCGCUGUCUGCAUGGAGCCCCGAAGCAAGGGCCCUGGCAAAGUAUCUAGAGGUUUCGGAUUCGUUAAAUUUGCCAAAAAGGAAAGUGUCCAAAUAGCACUAGAGGCAAUGCAAGACAAAGAAUUGCAUGGAUCGAAAAUUAAAGUGGAAGUUUCGAAAAGAGCUGAGCCAAGAAGAAAGACCCCAGGUCGUUAUGCUGGUUAUGCCUAUCGUCGCUCUCGAUCUAGAUCACAUAGAAGAAGAAGAUCUAUAUCAUCUGACUCUUACUCAAGUAGUCGUAGAAGACACCAUAGGCAUUAAAUUAUUAUAUAUUAUCAGUCGUCGACGACACUAUAAAAGAAGAUCACUUUCAAAAUCCCCUUCAAGAAGUCCAAGUUAGAGUCACAGAAGGAGAAGAAGAUGAACAAUUAGAUAAUAUUUCAAAUUAUCACAAAAUAAUUUUAUCUUUUAUAUUUGUACUCUUCUUCCGAUAUUUUAUAUAUUUAGAUGAGUUUAUCAGUUCUAUACUAUCAUUUUUGA